Messenger RNA from Aphis gossypii (cotton aphid), 4239 nucleotides. RefSeq lists its product as uncharacterized. The coding region runs from base 1 to 4239 and encodes 1412 amino acids. NCBI's taxonomy places the organism in Eukaryota, Metazoa, Arthropoda, Insecta, Hemiptera, Aphididae. The transcript is spliced from 3 exons. The record is from RefSeq and is a predicted model, not a curated record.
AUGGCUCCCGAAUCUUCUAUUACGUAUGUUGAUGCAAAAGCACGGGUCGUCCGUGCUAUUGCCAAAAUCAGUUCGUUUGUCGUUGCAGCGGGUGAUUUUAAGGCCGAUAAACAUAAUCCUGGCAAACGAGCUAAAAUCUGUACCAUGCUAUUGGAGCUGAACGAACUUCGUCAGACCACAGAAGAUGAUAUCCAAGUUAUGGAAAAUGCUGUUGGUAAAAGUUUAUCGUUGUCACCCAUUAUCGAAACGUCCACUUUUCGAUCAGUGCAAAAUCAGUCAGGUGGUUUUGGAAACCUGUCAAAUUAUCAACUUCCAAAACGCAAAUUUCCGACGUUUUCUGGACUUAUAACGGAAUGGCAGGGUUUUGAAGAUUUAUUCACAUCAAUUCUAUCUCAUGCUCCAGAUCUUCCUGACGUUGAGCGUUUCGAAUAUUUAAAAACCUCACUAGAAGGUGAACCUCUAUCACUUAUAGCCCAUCUUCCUCUUACAUCGGCAAAUUAUCCAAAAGCUUGGGAAGUUCUACGUUCGCGGUACGGAAAUAAGCAUGACUUAGCACGUAUUCACUUGGACGCUCUGCUAUCCCAACACACCGUCAAGUCAAAUGAUGCCUUGUCCAUUAAAACUUUAAUUACAUCUAUUCAGGAGCACACUGCUGCUCUGGAUAAUUUGGAUUUUGUUACUCGGCAAUGGAGUCCGAUAUUGGUUCACAUUUUUGAAAAUCAUCUGGACUAUGACCUCCGAGCUCGUUGGGAGAUAACUGUGGGAGACCGACAUCAGCCAUCUACAAAUGAUUUUCUUGAAUUUCUGAAAAGUCAUGUACGGUCAGCGGAAGCACGUGCUGGGCAGUACUCGUCGACUAUAACUUCGCUCACGUCUCAACAGAGAUCUUCUCAAAAAAUAUUUAGUUCAAAACCUCGUCACGCGAUUUUACCGAAGGUUCUAGCGGCCACUACGAACUCAUUCAACGCGGUCACUUGUCCAUUGUGCACCAAACCUCAUAUGGUUCGAAAAUGCCCAUCUUUUAUUUCAAAAUCACCAAGUGAGCGAUUCCAGCUCGCUAAAAUGCAUCGGUUGUGCAUAAACUGUCUUGGAUCUGGACACUCCACCGCCUCCUGUAGUUCGAAGUACAAAUGCACAACCUGUGAUCGAUCUCACCACAGCUUGUUGCAUUUUAAUUCCAAAGACAGCGCGUCCACCUCCACAGCAGUUCUCACGGCAAGUAAAACUGAGGCUGGUCCUAGUGCCGUAUCGAUGGUGGUUAGAGGACAGCCUCAGAAAAUUGUAUUGCUUUCUACUGUCUUACUUGAUGUAGUUGCUGCUGACGGUACCCGUCACUCUAUUAGAGCCUUGUUCGAUAGUGGUGCUCAAGCGAGUUUUAUCACGGAGCAAACUGCAUGUGUGUUAAUGCUGAAGCGACAUCCUUCAACAGUUGCAAUCACUACGUUCGCCAGACCUACGCCUCAGUCUCCUAUUAUGCCGGGACAAUGGAGCCAUAUUACCAGCCUACCUCUCGCUGAUCCAUUGUACCAUCGCCCUCAGUCAAUCGAUCUGUUGUUGGGUGCCGAUAUCUUGCCAAUGCUGUUUCUAAACGGCAAAGCAUCAGGUCAACCUGGUGAGCCUAUCGCCCUCGAAACCGUGUUUGGUUGGAUUCUGAUGGGACCUGUCGAAAACCGUUGUCAAUCAACUGUCACUGCAAUGUUUCUAUCCAUUUCUGAAAGUCUCGAUUCGUCCAUAAAGCGGUUUUGGGAACUUGAAGAGUUGCCUACUGUUCGCCAUCUCAGUCCGGAUGAACGUGCUGCAGAGGAACAUUAUAAAGUAACAACCACUCGAUUGAAGUCUGGAAGAUUCAUGGUCUCUCUUCCAUUUCGAACGGCAUCGCCUCUAUUAGGUGAUUCAAAAUUUGCUGCCAUUCGUCGUUUUCAGGCGCUCGAAAACCGACUAAAUCAAGACCCGCCACUUCAACGUCAGUACGCCGACUUCAUGCAGGACUACCUGGACGCCGGUCACAUGGAACUGAUUCCACCCGAACAAGUCGGCAACGUUUUUCAUUAUUAUAUCCCGCAUCAUUGUGUACUUCGACCUGAAAGUAGCACCACAAAACUUCGUGUCGUUUUCAAUACCUCCGCUCGCACAAGUGCCGGAUAUUCCUUGAACGAAAGCCUGUAUACGGGUCCAAAACUUCAGCCUGACAUUCAAGUUGUGCUUCUGCGUGCACGACUUUGGAAAUAUGUCUUCAUGACAGACAUUAAACAGAUGUACCGACAGAUAAUGGUACGGCCUGCUGAUCGAGAUUACCUGCGAAUCCUUUGGAGAUUUUCCAAAGAUACCCCCGUGCAGGAAUAUCGUCUCUGUACGGUUACUUACGGCACAUCAGCCGCGCCUUUCCAAGCUCUUCGGACACUCCAGGAAUUGGCCACCGUUGAUGGAAAAUUAUUCCCAAGUGCUGCGUCAAUUCUCCUGAACGACACUUUCGUAGAUGACAUUCUCACUGGAGCUAACACAGAAAAGAAUGUCCUUGAAUACCAAUCUCAACUCAUCAACUUGUGUUCAUUGGCAAAAUUUGAGCUGAGAAAAUGGGCGAACAAUAACAGUACUAUUCUGCAAGCUGUUCCAACAGAAUGUCAAGCAAUGUCUCCAGCCAUUCUCUACAACGACACUGAUGAUUUUGGUUUAAAAAUACUUGGACUAAAAUGGGAUCCAAGAGCUGACGUGUUUUCUUUUAACACCAAACCAUCAUCAACCAUCCCAAAAAAACGCUCAGUACUCUCCGACAUUGCCAGAGUUUUCGAUCCAUUGGGAUUGUUGUCUCCCAUAACCUUCUGGACCAAACACGUUAUGCAACAGCUUUGGACAACUGGGAUCACAUGGGACGACAACAUACCCACCGAUAUUGCUGCACUAUGGACGCGAUAUCAAUCGGAACUGAAGUCGAUUGUAUCGAUUUCCAUUCCUCGUCGAAUAACCUACGAAAAUACAAUCAAUGUGCAGCUUCACGCUUUUUCGGACAGCUCAGAAAAGGGAUACUCCGCGGCCGUAUACCUUCGAACAGAAACAGCGGUCUCGACUCAUUGUCACCUUGUUACCGGUAAAUCCAAGGUAGCGCCUCUAAAACGGUCUACUAUCCCCCGUCUUGAGCUGUGUGGAGCUGUUUUAGCCGCCAAACUCCUACGGUUCGUUGUUGAUACCUACUCGAAACGUCUUCAAAUUGAUACAUUACAUGCCUGGACGGAUUCAACCACUGCGUUAGCAUGGAUACAAUCGUUUCCCCAUCGUUGGGCUACAUUUGUUGCAAAUCGAACCAGUCAGAUUCAUGAACUAACCUCCCCAGACAUUUGGCAUCAUGUACCCACACAGGACAAUCCGGUUGACUGUGCCUCCCGUGGACUGUUUCCGUUGGAACUGGUUGCUCAUCCACUGUGGUGGACAGGUCCUGCGUUCCUGUUAGCACCAUCUGAAACUUGGCCAUCUGCUGCACCUCGUUUAAAUAAAACCAAUGAUCACGUCUCCACUGAAGCUCGAAAGUGUACGGUCCUACUCACUAUGAAUACUUGUUCUGUUACUGAAGUUCUUCAUCGUUUUUCGUCGUUCAACAAAAUUAUUAAUAUUGUGGCAUAUUGUCUCCGUCUCUCUACUUCACGCCCCUCUGAAUUUACCCACAUUGUUGAUGCGAGUGAACGAGCGCGAGCUUUGUUGGACUUAGUGUAUUUCGUCCAACAAACAUCAUACUCCGAUGACAUUUCACUUUUAACUAAAGGAUUGCGUUGCUCUCCUGCCAUUCGAAAAUUGGACCCGUUCCUUGAUGUGGAUGGAUUUCUGAGAGUGGGUGGGCGUCUCAACAAUGCUGAUCUUCCAUACGCUCACAAACAUCCACUUUUAUUGCCAUGCCAUCAUCGAUUGACUUUGUUGCUCAUUGACUAUCAUCACCAACGUCUAAAACAUCCAGGAUCUGCAUCUCUUCAAGCAACUUUACAACAUGAAUUUUGGAUACCAUCUGUACGGAAGAUAAUUCAAUCUCGGAUACGCCUAUGCAUCGCCUGUUACCGCACCAGGCCACGGUCAGUGCAACCGAAAAUGGCCUAUCUUCCGAGAUACCGUGUCCAGCAAGUAAAACCAUUCUCUAUAACCGGUGUGGAUUAUGCUGGCCCUAUUACGCUGAAAGAAGCACGUGGGCGUCGGGUAAGCCCUAAAACAGCAUAUAUUUGCUGUUCGUUUGCACCACCACCAAAGCACUCCAUUUAG